Oikopleura dioica is the source of this 594-nucleotide messenger RNA. The record is from the annotation of a GenBank genome assembly. NCBI's taxonomy places the organism in Eukaryota, Metazoa, Chordata, Appendicularia, Copelata, Oikopleuridae.
AUGCUCCCCACGAUGACUCUAAGGAUGAUGAUUCCUUUAAUGACCCGCUUGGUGUUCGCAAAAGUUGACUUGGAAAAGUCGAUCCAGGCGAUUCUCGCAUGCGGCGACAUCUUAGGCCUUGAGACCAAUGGCCAUGUUCCCAAAAUUUGCUACGAGACUCUUUUUGGAUUCACUCCAGAUGCGGACUCUGGAAUUCGACGAGCAAGACGCAGUCAUGUUUUGCUUUUUCCAUCAUCCAAAAAACAGAUGUGUAGCGCUGAAUGCAAACGCUAUGAGCGUUUCUUGAGAAUCGAUGUGAUUGAGAAGUAUACGAGCUACUCUUUAUCAAACUGGCUCACCAAUGAUGUCAAAAAAGCUGAAAAAAUCAUUGACAUCGGAACAUGCGCCGGAACAUGUCAAUCAACAUUUCAUCAUCGACAAGUCCACAAUCAGAUAGGGUUGGUUCAGCACAGCUGCUUUGCCGUUACAGACCCCACGAAGUAUUUGCGAUUCAUUGCAGACUCCAACAGCGACGAGCACAAGUUCCUCGACCAUCUUAUUGUUAAAGACUGCAUCUGCGGAAGGCCAUCUCAAAUCAAGUGUGGCAAUUUUUAG